Molecule: messenger RNA, 2336 nt
Organism: Lepidothrix coronata (blue-crowned manakin)
Lineage: Eukaryota; Metazoa; Chordata; Aves; Passeriformes; Pipridae
Product: hydrocephalus-inducing protein homolog
Exons: 12
Coding region: 267-2261 (664 amino acids)
Biological process (GO): axonemal central apparatus assembly; cilium movement
Cellular component (GO): axoneme
Source: RefSeq, a predicted model, not a curated record
AGGACUCUUUGGGAGCAGUGCAGGAUCCUGCCCAACAGCCAGCAUGUUCAGAGGACUCUUUGGGAGCAAAGCAGAAUCCUGCCCAACAGCCAGCAGGUUCAGAGGACUCUUUGGGAGCAGAGCAGGAUCCUGCCCAACAGCCAGCAAGUUCAGAGGAUGUUCUGGGAGCAGUGCAGGAUCCUGCCCAACAGCCAGCAGGUUCAGAGGAAUCCCUGGUAGCAAAGGUGCUGCCAUCCACUGCUGUGGAGCCUCUGAGCCUGGAGACCAUGAAGGGAUUGAGGCGAUUCAUGGGGGUGGAGAACCUUGCCUUGAGAAUGGAAGAGGUUUUUGAUGUCCAGCCGGUGUCCGGUGUGCUGCAGCCGGGCGAGAGCCAGCACGUGCUCUUCACCUUCUUUGGCCACCCCAACAUCGUCGCCCGUGUCACGGCGCUGUGCCAUGUGGAGGGAGGCCCCACCUACGAGGUGGAGCUGAGGGCGGAGACUUCGGUCCUCAUCUACCACCUGAGCGUCAAGGAGAUCGACUUUGGGCUGCAGCUGUUUAAUGAAGUCAUCCAAGCAGAAGUCACCCUGCAGAACACCGGGGAGUUUGGAUUCACCUACAAGGUGCUAGACCCCAGCACUGCCAGGGCAGAGAGCCCUCUGCCUGGUGAGCCCGUGGUUGUGCCCAGCACGGAUUACAUUGCACCUGGCAAGAAGCAAGUGCUGAAAGUCUAUUACCUGCCAGGAGUAGUAGGAGUCUUCUGCAGCACUCUCCAGAUCCAAGUGGGUCACCUGGAACCAGCAGAAAUCUCCCUGAAAGGAGAGGGAACCUUUCUUAGGAUCUCUUUGGACCUGCCCUGGAUUGUCAAAGGAAAUGAAAUAUUUGAGAAGAUACUGAAAGAGAUAAAAGAAAAUCUGCAAGAAGAGAGGCAGAGCGAUGAAGCAGAUGUUCUGUCAGAGCCUGCAUCUGUGGAGCCAUCCAUGGAUGAUCCUGGCAUCGAGGAGCAGCAGCAUCCACUUGCCCCAGGAAACGAGGAGAUACUGAAAGAGACAAUAGAAAAAGAGGAAGAAGAGACUCAGAUCGAUGAAGCAGCUGCUAUCGAGGAGGCGUCCAAGGAAUCGUCUGAGGAGUCAUCUGAGGAGUCAUCUGAGGAAUCAUCUGAGGAGUCAUCCACAGAGUCAUCCACGGAAUUGUCCACAGAGCCACCUGAGGAGCCACCCGAGGAACCAUCUGAGGAGCCACCCGAGGAACCAUCUGAGGAGCCAUCUGAGGAGCCAUCUGAGGAGCCAUCCGAGGAGCCACCUGAGGAGACAUCCAAGGUGCCACCUGAGGAGCCAUCCAAGGUGCCAUCAGAAAAGCCAUCCAAGGUGCCAUCAGAAAAGCCAUCCAAGGUGCCACCUGAGGAGACAUCCAAGGUGCCACCUGAGGAGACAUCCAAGGUGCCACCUGAGGAGACAUCCAAGGUGCCACCUGAGGAGCCAUCCAAGGUGCCACCUGAGGAGACAUCCAAGGUGCCAUCUGAGAAGCCAUCCAAGGUGCCACCUGAGGAGAUAUCCAAGGUGCCAUCUCAGAAGCCAUCCAAGGUGCCAUCUCAGAAGCCAUCCAAGGUGCCAUCCGUGGCUGCCUGUGACACUGACUCUGACACUGACAGCGGCAUCAUGUGGGACACUUGGGUGCAGAGAGAGAUGGAGCAGAUGCUCAUAAAGCAACAUGUCCUGAAGCAGCAGAGAAUUGUAACCUCCCGUCCCCCGGAGCUCAGGGGCUUUGACAAGAACAUUCGUCAGAAGCUUGUCCAGAUUGAGCUGCCCGACUACAUCCUGGACAUGGGCAGCGUCACUCGCGGUGACACUGAGACACACACUGUGGACAUCACCAACACCGGGCCCUUCCCGGUGUCCUUCCAGAUUGAGACACAUGUCCUGGGGGACAAAGGUUUCAGUCUGGACCUGGACCAGGUGCAGUGCCUGCCCUACUGCAACACUGAGAGGAUUGAAGUGCUUUUUGACAGUACUAACUUGCCAGUUGGAGAGGUGGAUGUGCGCCUGCCCAUUAAGGUAACAGGAAGCUACACAGUUCACAUCCAUCUCUUUGCUACUGUGACUGAGGAUAGCAUCCAGAAAGAAGGGCCCCCUGACCUGAGCAACCCCUCGCCAUUGACGUGCUCCGAGAGAGGCAAGAGACGUGACGGCCGGAGAUCUAAAUCUGCCUUUAAAAGGAUUUUCCAAGCUGAGAGGCCAACUAAGGAUGGAGAAAUGAAAUCGGCCUCUAAAGAACCCAAUUAACCAAGAUAUGAACAAAUUGAGCAAUAAGAACCUGGAGGACUGGCACUGGCACACCUCCUUUACCAAUAAAGCAGG